Messenger RNA from Talaromyces marneffei, 1005 nucleotides. RefSeq lists its product as uncharacterized. NCBI's taxonomy places the organism in Eukaryota, Fungi, Ascomycota, Eurotiomycetes, Eurotiales, Trichocomaceae. Bases 1 to 1005 code for a protein of 334 amino acids. The transcript is spliced from 2 exons. Gene Ontology annotation, molecular function: protein binding. The record is from RefSeq and is a predicted model, not a curated record.
AUGCCGACCUCCACGAAACUAGACGAGAACUGGACCAAAACCACAGAUGCUGGCGAGAGGAGGAGGAUACAGAACCGACUGGCUCAGAGGAAUUACAGAAAUAACAUCAAACAACGCCUGCGUCAACUUGAGCUCCUCAAUGCAGGCAAUCUCUCCCGGGAGGAGAAUAGUGAGGAUGAAGUUCUUCAGCAGCAGCAACAUAAUACUAUGGCCUACCCAGUUUCACAACCGCCAACAAGCAGGCCGGAUAAUAGUUGCUCCUGGCUCUCAAAUCAAAACGAAAUUUCGGUGACCGGUCAUGCAGAAAUCCAGAUGGAUAUGACUUCGCAAAUAGAGCCAAGUCAAUUUAUGUUUGGUUUAAGCACCCCCCACAGCACCAAAUUACCAUCUCCUCCCACUCAACCUCAACAAUACAACUAUUUUGCCAAUCCCUCUCCACCCCAAGAACAACAUCCAGCUCUUGCUUUCGACCGACAAUCUUUUAGUCAAGCAACACUCCCUCCAGGAAUACAGUCACAAUAUCAAAAUCGUCAGACGCCUACCGGGACCAAGUCUGAUCCCUCAACGCAAUCUAAUUUCGGUGUCGGUCUUAUCCCCACGAGUAACGGCACCAAAAAUAUUCCCGUGCCCCCGUAUCCUGCAGCGCCUGCGAGCGGCACACCCCUACACCACGCCGCCGCCAAUGGCCAUCUACACAUUGUACGGUUUCUAGUAUUAAAAGGCGCAAAUUUAACGGCCCGCAAUGAGUCAGGGCAGACGGUUUUACAUAUUGCCGCGGAACGGGGUCACGAGGGCGUCAUUGAACAUGCCCUGAAUCACGGCGAGGGUGGAGAUACGAAGGCAUUCAUCGACUGGGUCGAUGACGAGGGCUAUACGGCGCUCCAUCGAGCUGCGGCUGGCGGACACGAGGACUGUGUCCGAGUACUGGUCGAAGCGGGUGCUGAGAUAGAAAGUUCGAACAAGUCAGCGAUGCUGAUCUCCACUAUAUUUAGUAAACAGGAAUAG